AUGCCCAAGGACAUGGUGCCAGAAGAUUACCUGAAUAAGGAUUUUGACUACACCAAAUUAACAAAGACACAGCUACGUAAAAUUAUGUAUGAGAACGGAGUAGAGGCCAUUCCCCCAUUAACAGCCAAGAAGUCGGAGCUAAUUGAUGCAUAUAAGGAAAAUAUUUAUAAACGUAUUGAUGUUCUAAUGAGUAGAAGAAAGAAUAUCUCUAUGGAAAAUUCGUUCCAAAAUGUGUCUCCAAAAAAGAAGUAUGUUUUCGAGGAAGUUCCUGACAUCCCGGUGACAAAUAGUAAAGGUGAAGACCCAUAUAAAAAACCUUAUUCAGAAGCAUCCAUGUCUGACAUCGGGACACCCAGAAAGGACGUGAAAGAGAUAAAAGAAAGCACCUCAAGAAACUUCUCUCCAAAAAGCUCUAGUUUUGUAGAAAAGGCCCCUUCUAAUCAAGAAAAAAGAAACAGCUUUGUGGAAGAUGAGGCACCAGGUGGCUCGAGCCUUGUUGCAGGCAUGUCCGCAGCCAACAAUUCAACUAUUGGUUUCUCUGGUUCCUCUUUUUCAUCAUCCUUUAUUCACUCAUCUUCUUCCGGACGUUCAUCUAUUUCUAGAAGAAAUGAGAAGCAGGGAAGUAGCUCAGAUGUGAGGAAAAGGGCGUUCACCUCUGAUCCAACCCUCGACAAACCUGAAUUACAGUCCGAACACUCUUCUCCUAGAUCAUCGAGCAAUUUCACGGAAAUUAAUGCCACCAGGUUCAGGUCUCGAAGUAAAAAAAAUAAGUGGUUUCUGGUUCUUUCGAUCAUUGGAUUUGCUGUUGCAGGGUAUUUCAGAUUCAUGUGCCCAUACUGCUUGGAUGGUAGACGUUUUUGCAUCCCCUUGCCAGAGCACUCUAAGAUUAACAAUGGAAGACUGGCAUGUGAUAAAGGAUUUAUAAUCAAGCAUGGGAUUUUAAGGGAUUAUUGUAUAGAAGACAAUAGACAUGAGAAAGAGAUGUCAAAAAAGAUAAAGGAAUUGAAAAAAAUACUGGAAAGAAGAAGCGGAGACUAUAUGUACGGAAUGAUCCCUACAAAAUCAGUCCCGGUAAAGCUUUUAUCCAGUGACCCUGAAAUAAUAGAAAGACUAAAGAAGGAGGUUGGUAUCGUCAUCUCUAAUGAAAUGAUAUAUUCUGUAAAUGCAAGGGUAUCGAUGAAAACGUUUUUUAGGUAUUAUUUUAGAAGGAUGAUCAUGAUAUCUACACCAUUAGCAAUUAUAAUUAUCAUGAUUAAAAUAAUCGGGAUGUUCAGGAAAAAGAAAAAGGAAAGGCUUCAAGCUGCACAGAAGAUAGUCAAAGACAUUGCAGAUGUUUUGGUGAGACAAAUAUACGUAUCUACAAGAAAUGCCAAUUUUCCUAGUCAUGUGUACAUAGAGCAGCUUAAAGAUUGCUUUGGAGUUGAUAGAAAGGUUUGGAGGGAAGCAGAAAAAAUGAUCCGAAGAAACUCUAACAUAAGAGAGUCUUGUAUAGAAGGCAAGAGUGCCUGGGAAUGGGUUGGACCUAUUCUUUACAAACCUGAGUUUAAUGGGAGUCUAUUUUAA
Encephalitozoon romaleae SJ-2008 is the source of this 1563-nucleotide messenger RNA. RefSeq lists its product as hypothetical. Gene Ontology annotation, molecular function: chromatin binding. Lineage: Eukaryota; Fungi; Microsporidia; Unikaryonidae. The transcript has a single exon. Gene Ontology annotation, cellular component: nuclear inner membrane. The record is from RefSeq and is a predicted model, not a curated record. Bases 1 to 1563 code for a protein of 520 amino acids.